GUGGCAGCGGCGUUUAAGAGACCAGCGCUCUUCCAGGCUGCUCAGCCCUCAGCCCUGACGCUGGAGCCGGCCCCUCCGCUGAGCAAUCAUCUGGGGGGCUAAAUGUGACAAACCAAGAAGAUGGCCAAGAUCAACACCCAAUACUCCCACUCCUCCAGGACCCACCUCAGGGUAAAGCCCUCAGACCGAGAUCUCGACCGUGCUGAAAAUGGCCUCAGUAGAGCCCACUCGCCAGGCCAGGAGACAUCGUCAGCGCUGCAGCCGGGGAUCGCCAUGGAGACCAGAGGACUGGCUGAGCCCGGGCAGGGCUCCUUCACCGGCCAGGAGCUUGCCAGGCUCUCGCGCCUCAUCGUCUGGCUGCGCAGGUGGGCUGUCAGGCACGUGCACCACCAGGACCAGGGACCGCACCCUUUUCCUGAUGGUUCCCGUGGAGCUGAGCUUAAGGAGGUGUCCAGCCAAGAAAGCAAUACCCAGGCAAAUGUGGGCAGCCAGGAGCCAGCAGACAGAGGGAGAAGUGCCUGGCCCCUGGCCAAACGCAACACUAACACCAGCAACAACACGGAGGAGGAGAAGAAGACGAAGAAGAAGGAUGCGAUCGUGGUGGACCCCUCCAGCAACCUGUACUACCGCUGGCUGACUGCCAUUGCCCUGCCUGUCUUCUAUAACUGGUGUCUGCUUAUUUGCAGGGCCUGCUUCGAUGAGCUGCAGUCCGAGUACUUGAUGCUGUGGCUGCUCCUGGACUACUCAGCAGAUGUCCUGUAUGCCUUGGAUGUGCUUGUGCGAGCUCGGACAGGUUUUCUUGAGCAAGGCUUAAUGGUCAGUGAUACCAACAGGCUGUGGCAGCAUUACAAGACGACCAAGCAAUUCAAGCUGGAUGUGUUAUCCCUGGUCCCCACCGACCUGGCUUACUUAAAGGUGGGCAUGAACUACCCAGAACUGAGGUUCAACCGCCUACUGAAGUUUUCCCGGCUCUUUGAAUUCUUUGACCGCACAGAGACGAGGACCAACUACCCCAAUAUAUUCAGGAUUGGGAACUUGGUCUUGUACAUUCUCGUCAUCAUCCACUGGAAUGCCUGCAUCUACUUUGCUAUUUCCAAGUUCAUUGGUUUUGGGACAGACUCCUGGGUCUACCCAAACAUCUCAAUCCCAGAGCAUGGGCGCCUCUCCAGGAAGUACAUUUACAGCCUCUACUGGUCCACCUUGACCCUUACCACCAUCGGUGAGACCCCACCCCCUGUGAAAGACGAGGAGUAUCUCUUUGUGGUCAUAGACUUCUUGGUGGGUGUUCUGAUUUUUGCCACCAUUGUGGGCAAUGUGGGCUCCAUGAUCUCGAAUAUGAACGCCUCGCGGGCAGAGUUCCAGGCCAAGAUCGACUCCAUCAAGCAGUACAUGCAGUUCCGCAAGGUGACCAAGGACUUGGAGACACGAGUUAUCCGGUGGUUUGACUACCUGUGGGCCAACAAGAAGACGGUGGAUGAGAAGGAGGUGCUCAAGAGCCUCCCAGACAAGCUGAAGGCCGAGAUCGCCAUCAACGUGCACCUGGACACGCUGAAGAAGGUUCGCAUCUUCCAGGACUGUGAAGCGGGGCUGCUGGUGGAGCUGGUGCUAAAGCUGCGGCCCACUGUGUUCAGCCCUGGGGAUUAUAUCUGCAAGAAAGGAGAUAUUGGGAAGGAGAUGUACAUCAUCAAUGAGGGCAAGCUGGCCGUGGUGGCUGAUGAUGGGGUCACCCAGUUCGUGGUCCUCAGCGAUGGCAGCUACUUCGGGGAGAUCAGCAUCCUGAACAUCAAGGGGAGCAAAUCGGGGAACCGCAGGACGGCCAACAUCCGCAGCAUCGGCUACUCAGACCUGUUUUGCCUCUCCAAGGACGAUCUCAUGGAGGCCCUCACCGAGUACCCCGAAGCCAAGAAGGCUCUGGAGGAGAAAGGACGGCAGAUUCUGAUGAAGGACAACCUGAUUGAUGAGGAGCUGGCCAGGGCGGGGGCGGACCCCAAGGACCUUGAGGAGAAGGUGGAGCAGCUGGGGUCCUCCCUGGACACCCUGCAGACCAGGUUUGCACGCCUCCUGGCUGAGUACAACGCCACCCAGAUGAAGAUGAAGCAGCGUCUCAGCCAACUGGAGAGCCAGGUGAAGGGUGGUGGGGACAACCCCCUGGCUGAUGGGGAAGUUCCCGGGGAUGCUACAAAAACAGAGGACAAACAACAGUGAAAAUGCAGCCUCUGUCUCCUGCUUCACGGGGUCAACUGUCAGGGUGACGCUAUGUGGCCGCAGCUGUGUGGCAUGGAACUUGGUCAGGGUUUAAUUCCAGCUCUAUUCACCCUUUAAAAGCUGUGUGACUGCCCGAGAGAGCCUGUUUCUUCACCUAGAAAACGGGACAUUUGUCUCAGUCCCAGUGAAGUGCCAGGUUUGACUGUGAGGUCCGCAUGAAACACUGCACCAGGCAGGGCUUUGCAAAGCGCAAAGUAUCCCCGGUCCCAGUAUAUGGAAGUGUGCACACAGGACUCUCACUACUUUUUUAUGGAAUCUGCAAGGCGUUUUUAGGCUUUUUAAUCUAAUUUUCUUAUAAAUGAAAGAUUAUUUAGUCACCUUUCUCCUCCCCAACUUCACUCCACCACCACCUGAUAAUGGGUAUAUAACAGAAAGCUGAAGGUACAACGUAGUGACUCAAAUUCAGACUUACACAAG
This is a messenger RNA of Cercocebus atys (sooty mangabey), 2682 nucleotides long. RefSeq names its product cyclic nucleotide gated channel alpha 3 (gene CNGA3). Gene Ontology annotation, molecular function: protein-containing complex binding; intracellularly cGMP-activated cation channel activity; cGMP binding. The record is from RefSeq and is a predicted model, not a curated record. Bases 121 to 2205 code for a protein of 694 amino acids. NCBI's taxonomy places the organism in Eukaryota, Metazoa, Chordata, Mammalia, Primates, Cercopithecidae. The transcript has 8 exons. Gene Ontology annotation, cellular component: intracellular cyclic nucleotide activated cation channel complex; plasma membrane. Gene Ontology annotation, biological process: monoatomic cation transmembrane transport.